GAUGGGUAAAUUAUUUUUCCAUGUUAGAAUUAUUAGGAUUUAACCAGGGGGAAGCCUUGUCAAUAGAUCCAAUGAAAUGCGUAUUACAACAGAGGUGAAUUUCUAAUAGAGCUCUAGUAUUAACAUUUAUAAAAUUAGGUUUUCUAAAUUGAUUUUGGCAAGAGAGGAUAGAAAAUAAUUAUAGAAUAGAUAGGCAUGAAACACUAAAGGUUGAUGUUAUUUAUUUGAUAAUAGGUUUUAUUUUUGU
This is a messenger RNA of Paramecium pentaurelia, 247 nucleotides long. The record is from the annotation of a GenBank genome assembly. NCBI's taxonomy places the organism in Eukaryota, Ciliophora, Oligohymenophorea, Peniculida, Parameciidae.